Molecule: messenger RNA, 274 nt
Organism: Funneliformis geosporum
Lineage: Eukaryota; Fungi; Glomeromycota; Glomeromycetes; Glomerales; Glomeraceae
Source: the annotation of a GenBank genome assembly
AUGCAAGCCAAACAACAGAUUAUCUCUAGAACUGAAAAUAAUGAACAGAUUUCAGAGUUCAUUAAAAAACGAAAUGACAAUUUCAAGAAUUCAUCCACCAAAAUGAUAGACUCUUGCCUUGAAAGGAAUAGAAAAGCAAUUAUUCUUGAUCGAAUCAUGAUUCACGCAGACACUCCUAAACAACAUCUAGAAUUAAUUCCUGAUGAAAUUAAAAAACAAACGGCUUUACAUUUUCAAAAGAUUGCUGAUUCAACAAAUAGAGACGUCUCAACUA